GGGGAGGAGAGGGAGCCCAGGCAAAGGCAGUCAGGCAAGCAGGGAACGGACCUGCCCUCGUCUCACGCCUCACUGGCUCCUGGUGCGCGCUGACUGGAGACACUCGGGAGUCGGAGACGGUGGCCACUUUUCUUCCCCAGCAUCAAGAACGCACGCAAGCAUUUUGGAAGCCCUUUGAAACCCAUUCCGAUCAGGACUUCCACUUCACGAUAGCCCCUCCAACACCUUAAUCCCUUCUCUCCUCUGCCUUCAGUCAGGGGCCCUGGCCGGAGGGGCAUCCAAGUCUGCGUGCGCGAUCCCCAGGUCUCUCUCCAUCCCUUUCUCCCGGGCUCUCUAGAGAGCAAGGGCUCCGGGAUGAGCCUUUGAGGGUCCGGGCCACCUGUGCUACUGCAGGGACCUCGAGUGACCUGAAGACGAGCUGUGGCAACGGAGGCAGCGUCACUAACGAAUGCAGGGAUACUGCCUCUCUAACCCCCAAAUUGUGGAAGGGAUAACUCUUCCUUAAAAUGAAGAUUCUGCAAGGAACUAGCUAAUCAGAGGGAAGAACCAUUUGGAUGGAAGGUCCUUCAGUGUGUGAAGUCUGAGGCUGGAAAGAACUGGAGUAUAAAGACUUCUGGGGCAUUAUAGAAAAAGCCCAGGAGGACAGUCAGGAGUAAAAACUAGGGGAACCAGAUCCUGUCAUUUCCUUUCACCUGUGCAGGUGGAUGUUAACUCCAUUAUCAGUCCCCCGGAUUGAUAUGGAUGAGGCUUGUUCAGGCAGCUUGAAGUAGCAAGGAGCAGAACCUGGAAGCUAAGUUGGAAAAGAGCCAGCUGUAUUUCCACCCCAUGAGGAAGAUCAGUAAGAAUGAAGAGCCCUUUGUCUGGUAUGAUGAAGAGCUUUCGUGCUUCCUAGGUUUCCAGGAAAUUAAAGCCAGAGCUUUCCAUAAAGACUAUAGAUGCCCAGAAUGCAGCCAAAACUUUCAGUGUGAGCACUCCUAUCUCUGAUACAUUUGCUUCCUGUGUUCCCCACGGAAAGCCCCCUUGGUAAUGAGCUCCCCAGAUCCCAAAGCUCCCCAUACCGGGAAUCUGGACCAAUCUACCAACUACCACAACCUAGCUAGAGACCUGGAGGUUAAAAUGGCCCAGAAAGAUACUCCCAGCCCUUUGCCUGAAAAGAGAAAUCAAACCAAUGAAGCUGAGCACAGCCAGGUCCAGAAAAUUGUGUUACUGGAGAAAACAAACCAUUUGAUGAAGGGACUUCCCUCUGUUUCCUGCAGCAGGGAGGAUGGAGGGACUGAGCAUGUGUUGUCAGCUGCCAUAUGGAAGCUCAAUCCAGUGAAGCAGUCAUCCAAGAAGGCCCCCUGGGAGCAGAAGCCCAGUGCUUUUACUGAGGUCAAGAGACUAAAAGACAAACUUCAGAGCGAGAGAGCCAGAGAAGGGGACCACAGGCCUGACGCAGACCAACGCAGCAAAGGACAGCAGCCUAUGGAUUGUGUCCUGAGCGGGACAGGUAGCGCGUUCUCCUUUGUGUGGCCAGCCCGAACCUUGGGUGAGCUGGGGAGCGCUUUCAGCAAACCAGUCAAGUAUCUGGCCCAGAGAACAGCAGUGAGCUCCCAGCUCCCAGUCAGCAACUCGGCAGAAACCCUGGGGGAUCUGUCAGGGUUCAUUAACACCAUGGAUGCUAUGUGUUGUGGAAAUCUUUUGAAUUCCAAGUUUUCCAUCAGCGAUUUGUGCAACUUGCAAAUGUUACAGGAAUGGGCCCCCCAGUGCAACACUUUCCCAUAUGCCUCAGAAUUGUGGCCAAAGCCAGUAGCUCAGUUACACAUUUCUUCGUCGUCCCCCUCCUCUGCCCCAUCUUCCCCAUCUUUGAUGCUCCUGCCGCCCACAUUCACAUCGCUGGGCAUGGCUACCCAGAACUGGUGUGCGAAAUGUAACCUCUCCUUCCGCAUGACAUCCGACUUGGUUUUCCACAUGCGAUCACACCACAAAAAAGAAUACUCCUCUUCUGAGGUGCAAGCCAAGAGGAGGAGGGAAGAGAAGCUGACCUGUCCGAUUUGCCACGAGUAUUUCCGAGAGCGCCACCAUCUAUCCCGGCACAUGACUUCUCACAAUUAGAGAUGCAGCCGGGGACUGAAUCAGUCACACUCCAUGUGCUACUUGGAUGGCUCUGUUGCUGAAGGAAAGAAUGGUCUUUGAAUUCCUUUCUUUAGGAAAAUGACUAUUUGCAAUAACUUACAAAUGUUUCCUUGGUCAGAGAGAGAAUAUUUGCAAAAUUGGUCUUAGUUUUAAAAAGACAACUAAAUGAGAGUCACAGUGCUGUUGAAUUUAAAGGGAGCUUAGUGAUCAUCUUGUCCAACCCUUAUGUACAAGUCCUUGUAAAUAUAUAUUUUUAAGGAAUGAAAAUAGUGAAAUGAAGCUAAGAUUAUUAUUAAUUCUCAAUCAUUGUACUUUUCAGACCUGUUUGUUGGCAUAAUACAGACCUUGGAACAUUUUCAAGGGUGUGACUUGUUUGAACCAAUCAUUUAGGAAAUGUCACUUCCAUUUCUACUUCCUUUUAAGUCACUACAUUAAGUCAGACAUACAGAAGGCAGAAAAAUAGCACCAACUCUUUCCCUUCCAAAAAAAACGUUAUGUGCAAAAAACUUAAAGAAUAAAUUUAUGCAGGAUGGAAAAGAGUGUGAUUGGUAGCAAUAUAAAGAAAAAGAACUCUCUUAAGAGACUAGUUGGAAAUUCUUUUCCAUGGAUAUCUUUUCCCAAUGGUACAGGGAGACAAUUUUCAUUCUUAACAAUCACAGAAAGCUAUAUUUCACUCUACCCAAAAAGUUGUUCCACACUCACAAAAGCCCCUUGUUGGAAUUACCAUGCUUCCUUUCUAUUCACAGCACCCUAUUUUUCUUAGCUGGGGGUAUAUGUUCAGGGGAAUCCACAAUCUCUAUCUCAGGACACUGUUCUCUAUGAAAACCAAAAGCUCUCUGGGUGAAUGUGAACACAUACUAGCUAGAUGGCUUUAUAUUUGCAAAGAUGCACAACUGUAAAGGAUUACCCAGAAAUGGAAAGGGAAUGGCUUGUAAGCAAAAUAAAUAACAGCAAGAAACUCAGCUAGAAAAGGUCCUCUCAUCUUAUGGGCUAGUCAGUAUCCAGAAGAAAUAGGGGAAGUGGUUCCAACCAUGUCAGUACCUUAUAUACCCCUGUUGUUCUUUGCCAGAGUGGGACUUUUAUUCACUAUGUGCUCAGUGAACUGUGCUCUGGUGCUUAAAUGCCUGCUUAUUUCCUGUCACAUUUGAAAAUCCUUCAGAACUUGCUGCCAUUCAGGUGUGUGCAUCUCCCAUAAUGUUGAGCUUAUGACAGGUGGCACGUCUCUAGGCAGCAGUUGUAUGCAACAAAGGUAAACUUGGGGAUUCUUUUAGAUGUUAUUUGACAUGUUUUUCUUCCUUUAAAGAGAAAGAACCAUUUUUAAUGUUGAAUGCAUUUCAACAACUGUUUAUUAAGUUCUUACUUAAAUGCAAAGCAAGGAUACAUAAUUAUAAGUGAUCAACCAGAAAGGAAAAGGGAAGAUGAAAGAAACCUGGAAAGAGAAAGUGCUCACUAUCUUAUGAACUAGGCAAUAUCCAGGAAAAAAAUAAGGGAUAUACUUAGGCACUAUUCUAGGCACAGGAAAUACAAAGCCAAAUAUGAGUCCCUUCCUUCAAGGAGUUUAUAUUCCUUAUAUUUUCCUUAUAUUCCUUUUUCAACAG
Molecule: messenger RNA, 3713 nt
Organism: Sarcophilus harrisii (Tasmanian devil)
Lineage: Eukaryota; Metazoa; Chordata; Mammalia; Dasyuromorphia; Dasyuridae
Gene: ZNF488
Product: zinc finger protein 488
Exons: 4
Coding region: 1027-2094 (355 amino acids)
Biological process (GO): regulation of DNA-templated transcription
Cellular component (GO): nucleus
Source: RefSeq, a predicted model, not a curated record